Molecule: messenger RNA, 4427 nt
Organism: Leptonychotes weddellii (Weddell seal)
Lineage: Eukaryota; Metazoa; Chordata; Mammalia; Carnivora; Phocidae
Source: RefSeq, a predicted model, not a curated record
GCUCUCCUGGGUCAUCCUUGCUACCUUGCUUGCUGCAUCCCUUUCUGCGCUCACCCCCGGCCUGGUUGAUGCGGGCCACUUCCGUGUCCCCAGCGGGCAGAGCGGCGUCCAGCUGGGGCCCUUUCCUGCGACCAUGUGCGCGCCCCACCUAUUUUUCCAAGCCGUGGCAAUCCCGUGGAGGGAUCUACGUCAUUUCCCACAACGGACAACUCCAGCGAUGGCCUCCGUUCUUCACUUCUAUGUCCAUCCCUCUGGCCAUGAGAGGGCAGCUUCUGGACACGCUCGGAGGAAGCUCCAAGGGAAGCUGCCAGCGCUGCAGGGUGUCAAGACAGAGCUGUGCUACAAUGUGAACUGGACAGCCAAGUCCCUCCCGAGCGCUGAGGAGAUGAAGAAGCUGACAUGGCUCUUUGGCUGCCCCUUGUUACUGGGUGAUGUUGCUCAGGAGUCCUGGCUCCAUUCUGACUCCAACGACCUGCUGCUGGAGGUUGGGCCCAGGCUGAACUUCUCGACCCCAGCAUCCACCAACAUCGUGUCAGUGUGCUGGGCUGCUGGGCUGGGGGCUGUGGAUCGCGUGGAGACCACCCGGCGCUACCUGCUCUCGUUCGCCCACCCUCCAUCAGCUGAGAUGAAGACCAUCGCUCUGGCCACCCUGCAUGACCGCAUGACCGAGCAGCACUUCCCCCAUCCCAUCCAGAGCUUCUCCCUUGGGAGCAUUUCCACACCUCUCAACGGCUCUAUCAACAUCCUGGUUGAGGGCCGGUGUGCCCUGGAGAAGGCCAACCGGGAGCUGGGCCUGGCCCUAGACUCCUGGGACCUGGAUUUCUACACCAGACGCUUCCAGGAGCUACAGCGGAACCCCAGCACCGUGGAGGCCUUCGACUUGGCUCAGUCCAAUAGCGAACACAGUCGACACUGGUUCUUCAAGGGCCUUCUCCACAUGGACGGGCAGGAACUGGCACACUCCCUCUUUGAGUCCAUCAUGAGCACCCAGGCGUCCUCGAACCCCAACAACGUCCUCAAGUUCUGUGACAAUAGCAGUGCAAUCCAGGGGAAGGAAGUCCGAUUCCUACGGCCCGAGGACCCCACACAGCCAAGCUGCUUCCAGCAACAGCAGGCCCUGAGACACGUCGUCUUCACGGCAGAGACCCACAACUUCCCCACAGGAGUGGCCCCCUUCAGCGGUGCGACCACAGGCACAGGGGGCCGGAUCCGAGAUGUCCAGUGCACGGGCCGCGGGGCCCACGUGGUGGCUGGCACAGCUGGCUAUUGCUUUGGAAACCUACACAUCCCAGGUUAUAAUCUGCCCUGGGAGGACCCAAGUUUCCAGUAUCCUGGGAACUUCGCCCUGCCCCUGGAGGUCGCCAUUGAGGCCAGUAAUGGGGCUUCUGAUUACGGCAACAAGUUUGGGGAGCCAGUGCUGGCCGGCUUUGCCCGCUCCUUGGGUCUCCAGCUCCCCGACGGCCAGCGGCGUGAGUGGAUCAAGCCCAUCAUGUUUAGCGGGGGCAUCGGGUCCAUGGAAGCUGAGCAUGUGAGCAAGGAGCCCCCGGAGCCAGGCAUGGAUGUGGUGAAGGUUGGGGGUCCUGUCUAUAGGAUCGGAGUUGGGGGCGGAGCUGCGUCGUCUGUGCAGGUGCAGGGAGACAACACCAGUGAGCUGGACUUUGGGGCUGUGCAGCGCGGGGACCCAGAGAUGGAACAGAAGAUGAACCGUGUGAUCCGGGCUUGUGUGGAGGCCGCCAGGGGGAACCCCAUCUGCAGCCUCCACGACCAGGGUGCUGGUGGCAAUGGCAAUGUCCUGAAGGAGCUGAGUGACCCCGCCGGGGCCGUCAUUUACACCAGCCGCUUCCAGCUUGGGGAUCCGACCCUGAACGCCCUGGAAAUCUGGGGGGCCGAGUACCAGGAGUCGAAUGCACUUCUGUUGAGGCCCCUUGACCGGGACUUCCUCAGUCGCGUCAGCGCUCGGGAACGCUGCCCGGCCAGCUUUGUGGGCACCAUCACUGGGGACAGGAGAAUAGUGCUGGUGGACGAUCGGGAGUGCCCCACUGGAAGAAAUGGCCAGAAGGAUGGCCCCCCCUUGUCUUCCCCAACCCCUGUGGACCUGGAGCUGGAUUGGGUGCUGGGCAAGAUGCCUCGGAAGGAGUUCUUCCUCCAGAGGAGUCUCCCCGUGCUGAAGCCCCUGGCCUUGCCCCCGGGUCUGCGUGUGCGCCAGGCUCUGGAGCGCGUUCUGAGGCUGCCCGCCGUGGCCAGCAAGCGCUACCUCACCAACAAGGUGGACCGCUCUGUGGGCGGCCUGGUGGCCCAGCAGCAGUGUGUGGGAGCCCUGCAGACCCCCCUGGCAGAUGUGGCCGUCGUGGCACUGAGUCACCAGGAGCUCGUCGGGGCUGCCACAGCUCUGGGAGAGCAGCCCGUCAAAAGCCUGCUGGACCCCAAGGUGGCCGCCCGGCUGGCUGUGGCCGAAGCCCUCACCAACCUGGUGUUCGCUCUGGUCACCGACCUCCGGGACGUGAAGUGCAGCGGGAACUGGAUGUGGGCGGCCAAGCUCCCGGGGGAGGGCGCGGCUCUGGCUGACGCCUGUGAGGCUAUGGUGACGGUGAUGGCAGCCUUGGGUGUGGCAGUGGAUGGUGGCAAGGACUCUCUCAGCAUGGCCGCCCGGGUCGGCUCUGAGACAGUGCGGGCUCCUGGAUCGCUGGUCAUCUCAGCCUAUGCUGUCUGUCCAGACAUUACAGCCACUGUGACCCCAGACCUCAAGCAUCCUGGAGGGGGAGGCCUUCUGCUGUAUGUGCCUCUGAGCCCCGGGCAGCACCGGCUGGGGGGCACGGCUCUGGCCCAAUGCUUCUCGCAGCUGGGCGAGCAGCCUCCCAACCUGGACCUCCCCGAGAACUUGGUGCGUGCCUUUAACGUCACCCAGGGGCUGCUGAGAGACCGCCUCCUCUGCUCAGGCCAUGAUGUCAGUGACGGGGGUCUCAUCACUUGCCUGCUAGAGAUGGCCUUUGCUGGGAAUUGUGGGAUAGAGGUGGAUGUGCCUGUCUCUGGGGUCGACGCGCUGUCUGUGCUGUUUGCUGAGGAGCCGGGCCUGGUGCUGGAGGUGCAGGAGCCGGACCUGGCCCAGGUGCUGGAGCGCUACCAGGCGGCCGGCCUCCGCUGCCUGGAGCUGGGCCCCACGGGCGACGCCGGGCCCCACGCCCUGGUGCGAGUGUCCGUGAACGGGUCCGUGGUCCUGGAGGAGCCUGUUGGGCAGCUACGAGGCGUCUGGGAGGAGACGAGUUUCCAGCUGGACCGGCUGCAGGCAGAGCCGCACUGUGUGGCCGAGGAAGAACAGGGGCUGAGGGAGCGGACGGGGCCCAGCUACUGCCUGCCCCCAACCUUCCCCAAAGCACCCGUGCCCCACGAGCCUGGUGGUCCCGUGCCCCGCGUUGCCAUCUUGCGAGAGGAGGGCAGUAAUGGAGACCGCGAGAUGGCAGAUGCCUUCCACUUGGCCGGGUUUGAGGUGUGGGACGUGACCAUGCAGGACCUGUGCUCGGGGGCAAUCGGUCUGGACACGUUCCGUGGUGUGGCCUUCGUGGGCGGCUUCAGCUUUGCGGAUGUCCUGGGCUCUGCCAAAGGGUGGGCAGCUGCCGUGACCUUCCACCCGCUGGCCGGGGCCGAGCUGAGGCGCUUCCGGCGGCGGCCGGACACCUUCAGCCUGGGCGUGUGUAAUGGCUGUCAGCUGCUGGCUCUGCUGGGCUGGGUGGGAGGCAGCCCCAGCGAGGAGGCCGAGGAGGCCGAGGAGCCGGGCCCGGACCCCUGGCCCGCCCCACCUGGCCUCGUGCUGCGUCACAAUCUGUCCGGGCGCUUCGAGUCCCGCUGGGCCAGCGUGCGGGUGGGGCCUGGGCCCGCCCUGAUGCUGCGAGGGAUGGAGGGCGCCGUGCUGCCCGUGUGGAGCGCUCACGGGGAAGGUUACAUGGCAUUUUCUUCUCCGGAACGCCAAGCCCAGAUUGAGGCCAGGGGCUUGGCCCCACUGCACUGGGCCGAUGAUGCUGGCCAGCCCACGGAACAGUACCCCAUGAAUCCCAACGGGUCCCCCGGGGGGGUGGCAGGCGUCUGCUCCCUUGAUGGCCGCCACCUGGCCCUCAUGCCUCACCCUGAGCGGGCCGUGCGGCCGUGGCAGUGGGCUUGGCGACCUCCCCCAUUUGACACCCUGACUGCCUCCCCCUGGCUCCAGCUCUUCAUCAAUGCCCGAAACUGGACGCGGGAAGGAGGCCGCUGAGCAGGCGGGGGAGGCUCCCCUGGGCCUGACGGUUUGUGCCCGCGGGUCUGCUGUCCUCCCCAUCCUCAAACUCAGAAGCGCCCCACCUUCUCUCCAAAUACGUCUUGGACAGACAAGGGCCAAAAUGCCAAAAAAAAAAAAACCCAACCCUGCUGGUUUUGUUAAUCUGCCUGCUUUUGCCUUA